GCACUUUGAGCGCCACGCUCCGCCCCGCGGCGGGAGCAUGGAGGCACCGCGGCUGGAGAAGUUCGGCAGCCCGGGCAAGGGCAGGGGGCUGCGGGCUCUGCGGCGGGGGCGCCCCGGGGACCUGCUGUUCCGCUCGGAGCCCUUGGCCUACACCGUGUGCAGGGGCAGCGCGGACGGACUGUGCGAGCACUGCCUCCAAAGGAAUGAAAAUCUUCUCCGAUGCUCUCGAUGCAAAGUUGCCAGAUACUGUGGUUCAGUAUGUCAGAAACAAGCUUGGCAGGACCACAAAAGAGAAUGCAGCUGCCUACAAAGUUCCAAGCCCCGGUUUCCUCCCGAUUCAGUCAGACUACUUGGCAAAGUUGUUUUCAAGCUACUGAGAGAAACAUCUUGUCCUUCAGAGAAACUCUACUCUUUUUCGGAACUGGAAUCAAAUAUUAAAAAUCUAAGUGAAGAAAAGAGAGAGGGCCUGGGACACCUUGCCGUGACCUUACAGCUUUACUUGAAAGAAGAAAUCCAAGAUGCUUCCCAGCUGCCACCUGGCUUCGACAUUUUGGAAUCCUUCGCCAAAGUGAUAUGUAACGGUUUCACCAUCAGCAAUGGAGAGAUGCAGGAAGUUGGUGUUGGCCUGUAUCCUAGUAUGUCUCUGCUCAACCAUAGCUGUGACCCCAACUGUGUGAUUGUCUUUGAAGGAACCUCCCUCUUCCUCCGGGCAGUUCGGGAAAUCCAGACAGGUGAAGAGCUCACCAUCUGCUACCUUGAUGUGCUGCUGCCCAGCCAAGAGCGCCAGAAGCAGCUGAAGGAGCAGUAUUGCUUUGCUUGCGACUGCAUCCGUUGCAAGACCCAAGACAAGGAUGUGGACAUGUUAGCUGGUGAGGAGCCAUCUUGGAAAGAAGUUAAAGAUGCUGUGGAUACAGUUGAAGAGCUCCAGUCGCAAAAGAAGUGGGAGAGGGUUUUGGCUACGUGCCAGGCUCUUAUAAAUAACCAUAAAGAUCGGAUUCCAGACAGAAACAUCUAUCAGCUCAAAAUGCUUGACUGCGCAAUGGAUGCCUGUAUUAAUCUCAGCCUGUGGGAGGAUGCCCUGUUAUAUGGACGUCGGACUCUGGACCCAUACAGGCUUUAUUACCCAGGCUUUCAUCCCAUCAAAGCCAUCCAGGUAAUGAAAAUAGGCAAACUGCUGCAGCAUCAAGGCAUGUUUCGGGAAGCCCUGGAGACUCUGAAGGAGGCUUUUGACCUCCUGAAAGUGACCCACGGCAGAGGACACAGCUUGACGGAGGAGCUGCUGACGCUUUUGGGGGACUGUGAGGCCAGCCUGAGGGCCACUGAGUGAGGAGGGCCUCCCAGGGCUGGAAGGCCAGGGCUCCAGAUAAAAGAGAACACAAAGCAUUGUUGGAAAUGCCUAGGCCGAGUCUGCUAUCCUCAGUCUAGCAAUGAUCUUCUGGUUUGCUCUGCAAGUGCCCCACCCCAGUGAAAUGACGGCAUUUGAUUCUACCGGCCAGUGAGGUCUUGCAGGCGUUUUGCACGUCAAUAAAAGCCUUAAAAUGAUUUCUAAAACCCAGCUUCUCUCUCCUUACCAGACUGAGAAUAUUUUGUCACUUUAGGGGUCUCCCAAGGGGCUUGCAAUAAGAGGCAAUACCAGAGUCAGAAAAUGCACUUAGCACUAAGCCUAGACUCAGUGGAGACUGUGCUGCUUGGUAACUGUUGUCUGUUCCUCCUUCCUCCUCUUCUUGGUCCCCUUUUUGGGUGUGCUAGAAAUCUCAGGACAGUGUGUUUGCUUUUUUCUCUUGCCUACCUCCCAAUCUGUGUAUGUACAAUUGGGAUAGUCCGUGUCCUCUCAUUGUCCCCCAAGGUCAGGUCCACUUGACAAAUUCCGGCCUAUAGAACAAACAAUUGGUUGACACUUGUGAUGGUGCCUGUCCUCACAGUGAUACUUAGACUUAUUCUGUUCUCUCUUUCAGUUUGAGGGAAGGAGUAGGGCCUCCACAAGGACAACUACUUCUUUGGUUUCUAUUUCCCAGGUGCUUAGUACAGUGCAUUGUACCCAGGGGAAGCUCAAUAAAUAGUGUUCCCAGUCUACAGCCCUUUCUUCUACUACUGCCACCUCGCUGUAUCCAGACAGACGCAUGCUGUCAGCAGGAUGAUCCCGAAUCUGCCAUCGAGUUCUCGUGGAAGAGUUUUCACAGAUAAUUUUUUUGAUUUUGGAUGUCUCUCAUCCUUUUUGUCAUUUCUCUUCUGCCACCUCCUGUGUGCCAUUUGGUUCACUUUUACCUCCAAAGCCCAGGCCCACGGAACAGUGUUUCACGUCUGCUCUCCUUCUGGGGACGAAGACAACCAUAUUUAGUAAAGGUGAGAUUCAGCUGAUGUAUGUUAGUGAGACAGAUAAAACCAGUGUGUGACUGUGAUGUCACCCCCAUUCACAGGUACUAGAACUGUUAAUUACGCAUAAUGGCUGGUGCAGUUUCUUGGUCUGCCUCUUUGGUGUCACCCCCUUGUGGGACAGAGACUAUCCAAUCUGCUUUUAUUGUAUUUACCCAAGUACUGUGCUUGUCACAUAAUAAGCUCUUAACAAAUACCACAGUUAUUAGUGUUUGAGUCUUUGUUCCAAGACAGCUCCCCUGUUUCUGAAGACUGCAUUCCAGUUGGCUUGUCCUUUGCUCCACAUUCCAGCUGUCUAUGGGUUUCUCCUUUAUCAACUCACAAAAUAUUAGCUGUUUCGAUACGCAGUCCGUUCUACUCACAUGACCCACCCAGCCAAAGCGUGGUGGCUGAAGGAUUGAUUGCAUUCCAGGACCUCAUUGUGUGAUUUGCACACAGUAAGUGCUCAAUAAGUGCGACUGAAUGAAUGUAAUCCUAACUGGCCAUUUAAUGUUCUGAAGUGGCGACUCUGGGACUGACUCAGGAGUCGGUCCAGCUCCUGGGGCCAGCAUGGACCCCCGCUUGGCCCGGUGCUGCCUAGCUGAGGAUUCGGUCGGCUCUCAAUCCAAGAGGAAGCUGGAUCAGCAGCGAGAUGACAUAACCUGAUCUGAACCCAACCUGUCCCCAGUAUCUACUUGGAAGGCAGAACAUUUGGAGGCGGCCAAACCAUCUUCCCACGGCUCCUUGUGGCUGGAGCUUGGCUUAAUCUUCUCUUCGAUUUCUGGAUCUUCAGGAGUCAGUGUGCUCACCAGAGGUUAAGCUGAAGUCAGACGCUACACUCACACCCGGCAAUCGAAAUUGUGCUUUCAAACACCCCCGAGGUGGUCCUGGAGUGAGAAAGAACACGGCCACAGACAGGAUGAAAUGGAUCCAGCAAUUGUACACUUCAAUGCAUAGCACUUAGAUAAGCAUUUCCAACCAUAAUGGGUUUCGCUUCCAAGGGUCUGGCUGGCCGGAAUGCCACUGCUGCCCUGAAAUCAUCAGUCGAUGCUUCCAGCCCCAGUCACCAUCUGGUAAGAAAAGGAAGCACCAUGGCAGAUUUCCCACCUUCAUCACAGACUGCUUCCUCCUCUGCCACAGGGUCUCGCUGAAGAUAUGUGUCCUGUCUUGGGGAAGCACAGGAUUGGAUCUCGUUCUUGCAUGCUUCCAACUACUGAGUCAAUGAAGCAUUUACUGUUGUUCUUCACUAAGGUCAAAAUCGGCUUAAUGGAGAAUAAUUCUGGGGCAUCACGUAGCUUGCUGCAAGAACUCAGUGUGAGCAGUGGACAGGACCGACUGUAGGAGAAAGCAGAGAAAGAGAAGACUCAGCUGGUGGCAAGCAGAAAUGUACGACUUCAACUCCUUGAACGGGAUAUUGAAAUGACUGCAGUGGAGAUUUUUGAGUUUGGAGCACCAUCUGUACACGAAAAAGUAUGAACAUAAAUGUUUGGAUAAUAAAGAUUUGCAAGGCACUUGAA
Tachyglossus aculeatus (Australian echidna) is the source of this 3869-nucleotide messenger RNA. RefSeq names its product SET and MYND domain containing 3 (gene SMYD3). Gene Ontology annotation, cellular component: nucleus. Lineage: Eukaryota; Metazoa; Chordata; Mammalia; Monotremata; Tachyglossidae. The coding region runs from base 38 to 1327 and encodes 429 amino acids. Gene Ontology annotation, molecular function: protein binding; histone methyltransferase activity. The transcript is spliced from 20 exons. The record is from RefSeq and is a predicted model, not a curated record.